This is a messenger RNA of Spodoptera exigua (beet armyworm), 3060 nucleotides long. NCBI's taxonomy places the organism in Eukaryota, Metazoa, Arthropoda, Insecta, Lepidoptera, Noctuidae. The record is from the annotation of a GenBank genome assembly.
AUGAUGGUCGAAUUUCGCAACGUGAAUUUAUUACCCUUCCCACUUGCAAAACGAAUAGCAUACUUUCACAGCUUCGUAAUAAUGGAAAGAGACUACAAGAGAUUAGAACAUAAUGGUGCGGAGAUGAGCGGCAAGCGCACACGCAGUUAUAGAUGCGCAGUACACCACCGUGACCGUGAGGUCAGUUCCGAGAACGACUUCCAUCUGCUCCUAGAGGAUCCCACGUUAUUCGCCAGAAUGGUGCACCUAGUAGCGAUGGAGAUGCUCCCGGAGGAGCGGGAUCGCAAGUACUACCAGGAAAGGUAUACUUGUUGCCCCCCGCCCUUCUUCAUCAUCUGUGUCACGCUGUUAGAGCUGGGCGUGUUCGCGUGGUACGCGUGGGGCUCGGGUGGCGUGGCGGCGGCGGCUGGACCCGUCCCCGUGGACUCGCCACUCGUCUACCGCUCAGACCGGCGCCGGGAGCUGUGGCGGUUCCUCACCUACAGCGUCGUGCACGCUGGCUGGCUGCAUCUCGCCUUCAAUCUCCUUGUCCAACUCGCGGUGGGGCUGCCACUAGAGAUGGUGCACGGCGCGGCGCGGUGCGCGGCGGUGUACCUGGCGGGCGUGCUGGGCGGCUCGCUGGCGGCGUCGGUGCUGGACCCCGACGUGUGCCUGGCCGGCGCCUCGGGCGGCGUGUACGCGCUACUGGCCGCGCACCUCGCUAACGCACUGCUCAACUUCCACACCAUGCGCUACGGCGCUGUCAGACUCGUCGCCGCGCUCGCUGUCGCCUCCUGCGACGUGGGCUUCGCGGUUCACGCUAGGUAUACUAAGGAAGCGCCCCCGGUAUCGUACGCGGCGCACGUGGCGGGCGCGCUGGCAGGGCUGACGAUCGGCCUGCUGGUGCUGAAGCACGCGCAGGCGCGGCUGUGGGAGCGCCUGCUGUGGUGGGCGGCGCUGGGCGCGUGGGCGGCCUGCACGCUGUUCGCGGUGCUCUACAACGUGUUCAGCGCGCCCGUCGACGAGCUGCACUACCUGCCGCCCGACCCGCCGCCCGACCCCGGCUUCUGACGCAGCUCCCCCCCGACCGACCGCAGGCUUUGACUCCGACACCGAGCCUCAUGGCCUCACUAGUUGCGGCCGACCCGUUUUUCUACUUGUUCCCCACUUCCGAGGUCGAAGCCUAAGCCUUAGUUCGCGGCCAGUACGGUCCACUCACAACGCGCCUAGUCAAUUUACCUUAGUGUGAUUUGCUAUAAGUAGUAUUAUAUUCGAGGAGGCCCCGGUGCCUGAAUGUCAGUAUCUAUACGUUUCGUAUUGUGCUUCUCGAGUCAUUUCUAUGUUUGUUGAGAUUAUGUUGUCCAUUUUCGUAAUUUCGUUUUACAAUGGCCUCCUCGUGAUACUUAAUUGUUAAGUAGUCUUAAUUGUAUUGAAUAGGUGAACUAUUUUUGUACCUACUAUCAGCGUCCGUAGUGUAUAGAUGAAGGCGUUACCGCGACACAACAAUGUAAUGUUCCCGUGUGGGCUGAUCGACUUUACUAAAUGCAGUUGACGUAAUUUAUUUCCAAUCACAAUAGUUGUAUGAGCCACGCUACAUUUAGUAAAGCCCCUCAGCGUAGUUAUGCCCAACACACCAAAGAUUAGGAUAAACAGUGUCCAUUGCUAGAGUAGUGGAAUAUUCCUUACUCUCUCCUUGUUUCAAAUUUGAAUAAAUAUGAAUACACAGAUUUUUAUUAAAUUGCUCACUGUUAAACAAAUACUAUAAGUAUGCCUCAGUAACAGAUUCUAACGUGAAUAAUUAUUGUUAUUUAAGUAUUUGUGUAAAUUGCUCAAUUGCAAUGAUUAUUUUAAUCAGAAAUGAUUAUAUGCUCAAGAGUGAGUUGUUUUUUUUUUUAUUUAAUUGGAUCAAUUAUUUGCUGAUAUAUUGUCGUAACAGAUAUUUGUUUAUUGUGAUUUCGUCCAGUUGCAUUCGUCGCAUUCGUCCUGUGUUCUAAUAACGAUCCGACGAUAAACACGUUUCUCACUACUCACUAGUAAAUAGUUUUAUUAUUAAUAAUGUGCCUGAUUCCUAUUAUUGUAAAUUUGAUCGUAUACUUUAAUUCUAAUCAAAUAAUGUCAGGAAACGACUGAGUUUUGUAUUAAUUAUUGCAGAAUAUUUUCUCGUUUAAUUUAUUUUAAAAUUAUUUUAAGUGUGAAUCGGAAUAAUUAUGAUUAUGUGAUUAUAUAAAUGAAAAUAAGAGUGAAUAUAAUUGAGAAUUAUUACAAACUUUGUUUUCUUUGAAACCUGAUAUUAAAAUACGGAAUGAAAAAAAAACUCCAUUUCAGCUUACAUAAUGUAACAUGUUAUAAACUUAACAAAUUGUUGUCAACUAUCUUACAACAUUGAGUACAUUAAAAACUACACUUUGGUAACUACUUUUGUCAAAUGGUUCUAUAAACAUGCAUACAACUUGAAUUUAAUACUGAGUUACAUAAAUGGAACAUAAUUAAUUGGCAGCUCCACAGUCCAUCAUAAUCGCAAAAUUAUAAAAUAUAUGACGUAAUAAACAUUAUUUAUUACAAUUUUACACAUAGCAAACAAAAACAAAAUAAUUAACAACAAAUAUUCUUUCUAACCCUGGUAUAUGUCCAUGUAAUUAAGUACCUAUCUACAAUUUAUAUUAAACUUUAUUAUAAUUUAAUAAAAACAAACCUAAAUUGCCUAUGUUCACAACUACUAAAGUCAUUCUUUUCUUUGAAAAUGUUAACAACAGCAAAUAAAUAUUCACAACAGCAUGAUCUUUAAAGAUUUAAUUAACAUUACAAUUGAAUGAUGACUAUCAAAGCUUAAAGCCUGUCAUUUGCAUACCUACCACUAUUAAUUGCACAUAAAAUGGUACUAUUUAAAACCCACCAUAUUGCCACAGAUUAACAGCAAGUUUAUAUAAACCUACACCUUAUUGUUAAAGAUUUAAAAAUAUGUUCUAAACAGACCAACUGUGGCUCGUACCCAUAGAGGUGUGUCUCUGUUCUGUAGUUGACUACUGCACUCAGUAGCAUAUUUGUGCAACAGCUGUGAUUCUUCAUGUAAUUUUACCUGAA